Molecule: messenger RNA, 1769 nt
Organism: Humulus lupulus (European hop)
Lineage: Eukaryota; Viridiplantae; Streptophyta; Magnoliopsida; Rosales; Cannabaceae
Product: metal tolerance protein 1-like
Exons: 2
Coding region: 269-1582 (437 amino acids)
Biological process (GO): zinc ion transmembrane transport
Cellular component (GO): vacuole; plasma membrane
Molecular function (GO): zinc ion transmembrane transporter activity
Source: RefSeq, a predicted model, not a curated record
AUGAGUUAGCUUAUACGUCUUGUCUUGUAUGGAUUCUUUGAUUAUGGAUUCUUUGAUAUUGCUUUAUAUCCCUUCUUUUAUGGGUUAUUCGUUGCUAAAGCAAGACUGUCUCUCUUUUUUUUUUUUUCAAUACUAAGUAAACUCAAGAUCGGUUUUCACUACAAUCCGACACAGGAAAUUUUGAAAAACAUAUAUUAGAACAAGCAGUAAACAAUAGAAAUGAAUGCCACAAUGAGCCCUCAUUCCUCAUGUGCCAGUAUAUGAAAUUAUGUAUUUGUAUGUAUAUUCUUGUUUUCCAAGUUUAAGACUACACAGGAGCCAUUUGCAGUCACAUAUGGGCAUAUGUCUUCAGAUGGAAGUACAAAAUCCUCCACAUGGGCAGAUUAUUGAGAUCAGAGGUGAAAUUUCUGAUGGAGCGGGCAGUAGUGGAGGAGGGAGUAGUAAAAUUUGUGGGGAAGUGUACUGUGGAUUGGCUGAAGUUGGAUCUAACUCGAAAGAUGCUAAAGAGCGAUCAGCAGCCAUGCGAAAGCUCUUAAUAGCAGUGGCACUUUGUCUAGUUUUCAUGAGUGUGGAAGUUGUUGGUGGCAUCAAAGCAAACAGUUUAGCAAUACUGACUGAUGCAGCCCAUUUGCUCUCAGAUGUUGCAGCUUUUGCCAUCUCAUUAUUUUCUUUGUGGGCUGCUGGGUGGGACGCCAAUCCUCGUCAGUCUUAUGGGUUUUUCAGGGUUGAAAUUCUUGGUGCACUCAUUUCCAUCCAGCUCAUAUGGUUGCUUGCAGGGAUACUGGUGUAUGAGGCCAUUGUUAGGCUUGUUCACAAGACUGGUGAAGUAAAUGGUUUUCUUAUGUUUGUUGUGGCUGCAUUUGGCCUAUUAGUUAACAUCGUCAUGGCUGUAUUGUUGGGACAUGAUCAUGGUCAUGGACAUGGGGAACAUGAUCAUGGUUUUGGCCAUACUCAUUCUCAUGGUGUGGCAGUUUCUACUCAUCAUCACCAUGAUCACGAGGAGCACUCAAAGCAUGAUCAUGAUCACGAGGAGCACUCCAAGGAUGAUUCUCAUCAUGAUCAUACGGAUCAUCCACACCAUCAUGAUUCUGAGGAUCCUGCUGAGCCGCUGUUGGAUAAACCUGAAGCUGGUCUUCAAAAGAAGCAGAGGAACAUAAACGUACAAGGAGCAUAUCUUCAUGUACUUGGGGAUUCCAUCCAAAGUAUUGGAGUUAUGAUUGGUGGUGGAAUUAUAUGGUAUAAGCCUGAAUGGGUGAUAGUUGAUUUGAUUUGCACACUAAUAUUUUCAGUCAUUGUUUUGGGGACAACGAUCAGAAUGCUGCGAAACAUACUCGAAGUCCUGAUGGAGAGCACACCUAGAGAAAUUGAUGCCACUAAACUUGAAAGGGGGCUAUUGGAGAUGGAGGAUGUUGUGGCCAUCCACGAGCUGCAUAUUUGGGCCAUAACACUGGGAAAGAUCCUUCUGGCUUGCCAUGUCAACAUCAGACCAGAAGCAAAUGCAGACAUCGUGCUGAGCAACGUAGUAGACUAUUUCAGAAGGGAGUAUAACAUCACUCAUGUUACUAUUCAAAUUGAGCGCUAGUUGGCUUUUGAAGGAGAAGAUAAGAAAUAUGAAGUUGUGACAGGUGUCUCAAGUUAAUGUUCUUGUUCUAAGAUUUCAGCAUUAAAUCCUUAUUUGAUUGGUAGAUUGCUGGUUUUAUAUCUGUAAUGAUUUGCAUAUUGGGUGUACUAUACUUUGAUAAUGAGUUUAUAGACAGCUGCCUGAACUA